This is a messenger RNA of Pochonia chlamydosporia 170, 657 nucleotides long. RefSeq lists its product as hypothetical. The record is from RefSeq and is a predicted model, not a curated record. Bases 1 to 657 code for a protein of 218 amino acids. The transcript has a single exon. Lineage: Eukaryota; Fungi; Ascomycota; Sordariomycetes; Hypocreales; Clavicipitaceae.
AUGGAGGAACCUUAUCUAUUCCUGAACAGAGGUUUCUUUGAGCGAUCGUCCUUUUUCAUAAAGUUCCGUGUACCUGAAUCCAGGUUUCGUGGGGUUUUUGCGCCAGGCAUCCCUCUUCUAGGGGAAACACCAAUCGACGCUGCUUUGCCUGAUGAUCUCGAAGACUCCGAGCCUUCUGAGCUCCCUGAGUUCCCUGAGUUCCCUGAGUUCCCUGAGUUCCCUGAGAUCCCUGAUACUCCUGAGACUCCUGAACCUUCUGAACCUUCUGAGAUUCCUGAAUCUUCUAAGCCUUCUGAACCCUCUGAACCCUCUGAGCCCUCUAACUCUCCGAAAGCUUCUCGUACUUGGUCGCGAUCAAAAGGGAAAAGAGUUUUGUCAAGAAUCGUCUGCAAGUUGAGGUCUAUGGUAAAAUUUCGGCGCGUGUGCGAGGAGAACGACCAGAAGACUUUUCAGCAAAGCGACGAGACGACUUCUGAAGAAAACAACGAGAUGAACUUUGAAGAAAACGACCAGAGGACUCGUGAAGAAAGUGAUCAGGAGAUUUUUCAGCAGAGCGACAAGACAACUUGUGAGAAAAACGACCAUGAGACUUUUCAACAGACGGACGAGACGCAUUUUGAAGAAAAUAGCCAGACGACUCGACGAGACAACUUGUGA